AUGUUCACAAAGCGAACUCCUAGAACUAUCAUGAACUGGGAUCUUUUCGCUUCGUUUGUCGGCUUUUGGGAAGAUACCGUCACGGACAACAUCGGCGACGAAUAUGAACGGCUUGUAGAACAUCUUAACGACUGUACGAGAAAGCGAAGGCGUGGAGCUGCACGAGCUGCAGGCAACCAUGAAUUCACGUCCAAGCUCGCAAGGCGUUGCAGAGAGGCGAUAAAAGAAGACUUCAAAGAGAGAAGAGCAGACUGA
Messenger RNA from Necator americanus (New World hookworm), 255 nucleotides. RefSeq lists its product as uncharacterized. The record is from RefSeq and is a predicted model, not a curated record. Bases 1 to 255 code for a protein of 84 amino acids. The transcript has 2 exons. NCBI's taxonomy places the organism in Eukaryota, Metazoa, Nematoda, Chromadorea, Rhabditida, Ancylostomatidae.